This is a messenger RNA of Pisolithus orientalis, 456 nucleotides long. RefSeq lists its product as uncharacterized. NCBI's taxonomy places the organism in Eukaryota, Fungi, Basidiomycota, Agaricomycetes, Boletales, Pisolithaceae. The coding region runs from base 1 to 456 and encodes 151 amino acids. The transcript has 4 exons. The record is from RefSeq and is a predicted model, not a curated record. Gene Ontology annotation, molecular function: serine-type endopeptidase inhibitor activity.
AUGUCCAUCAAACUACCUAACGGUGAAUACGCCAUCCACACUUUGGAUGGCAGACCCCUUGCCUUCCCCCUCAUUGUUCAUCCCGACCUUGGGGACAUCAUUAUCCCGCCUCCUCCCAGACCUGUCUACGCUCUUCCUGAGUCCUUCAAGCCUGAGCCUGUUGAGUAUCGACAGUUUUUGGUCACUUUAAUGGAACCAGAGAGAGAUCUCUAUCAGAUCAGUGCUCUCGUCAACAACAACGGUGGUCUUGUUGAAUGGAUUGUGUCUCCCCAGAGAUGGAUCCUCAGGCCCGGACAGGAUGGCGCGCUCGUCGUCCAAACUGAGGACUUGGGGUCUGCGUGGGUUGCGCCCCCGGAGGGAAAGUACGAGCAGAUCCGUGUUGAGAACGUCCCAUGGAAUGCACAGACGAACCCCGUUUAUCCAACGCAGUACCUGUUCAGAUUCAACAAGCUCUGA